AUGACUACUACAACAUUUUCAUUUAUCGAAUCUCAAUUACAUGAUGUUAUUCGAAGUCAGCAAGCUACCAUUGAUCAGUUAACUGCUGAAUUAGAAUUUAAAAAAAAUUAUGUACCAUUAGAACAAUAUGAGGAUGCAUUAUUAAAAUUAGAAUCAAGUGCAAAAACUGAAAUUGAAUUAAAAGAUAAAUUAAAUGAUAUGAAUUUAAAAUUAAAUGAGACAUUUGUUAUAUUGAAUGAUGUUUGUAAAAAAAUUGAUUCUGAACGACAAAUUUUUAAUAAUUUAUUAUUAAAUAUUAAAAAAACAACUGUUAAUGAAAUGAAAAAAAAUACUGAACUAUUUACUAAAACAUUACAAAUUGAAAAUGAGUAUGUUGAACAACGGCAAUUAUUAGAAACAAAAAAUUGUGAAUUAAAACAGUUGACAAAUAAAAUGAAAUCAAAUGAUAAAAAAUUAUCAUAUACAAUAAAUAAAUUAGAAGUAAAAUUAGAACAAGAAAAAUUUAUAACUAGAGAAAUAUCGAAAAAUAAAUUUAAAUAG
Messenger RNA from Didymodactylos carnosus, 540 nucleotides. Lineage: Eukaryota; Metazoa; Rotifera; Eurotatoria; Philodinida; Philodinidae. The record is from the annotation of a GenBank genome assembly.